AUGCAGCAGUGGAAUGGUGGUUUUCAUCCUCAAGGGGUUCCACAAGAAGCUACAGGUGGUAGUUUCCGAGAUUUCUUCCGCAUGAAUUCUCCUGAGUUCCAUGGUGGGUUGAAUCCUGUGAAGGCUCAUGAGUGGAUAACCAACAUGAAAAGGAUCUUUCAGAUAGUGCAUUGUAGUGAAGAGAAUAAGGUUGUGUUUUCUUCUCACAUGAUGAAGGGUCCAGCUGUGAGACGGUGGGAGAAUGGUUCGACUCUUAUGACCAAUCAAGGAGUACCUAAGGAUUGGGAGAAUUUUAAGACUACUUUCAUGGGUAAGUAUUUUCCUAGCUCUUUGAGGACUCAGAAAGAAUUUGAGUUUCAACAGCUUAGACAGGGUACUAUGACGGUAGCUGCGUAUGCUGAGAAGUUUGAAGAUAUGACUGCUUAUUCUAGACAAGCCACAUAUGCACCGGAUGAGAAAUGGAAGAUCGAUCAAUUUCUUUUUGGUCUAAGAGGUGAAAAUUCUCAUAGUGUUUCUCAAAGGGAAUUCACUACUUAUGCUGAAUUGUUAAGGCAAUGCUAUGUGGCUGAGAACAGUUUGAAGAAAGUUCAAGAAGAAAGGGAUCAAUAUAGGAGUGGACAGAAGGACCAAGGGACGCCAGGUAACCAGUUUAGGCCUAGACCUUAA
Messenger RNA from Lathyrus oleraceus (garden pea), 666 nucleotides. RefSeq lists its product as uncharacterized. The record is from RefSeq and is a predicted model, not a curated record. NCBI's taxonomy places the organism in Eukaryota, Viridiplantae, Streptophyta, Magnoliopsida, Fabales, Fabaceae. The coding region runs from base 1 to 666 and encodes 221 amino acids. The transcript has a single exon.